GGAACUAGUUCGAGGAUUUGAGAGUGGAGAACCAAAAAAGAGAAAAUUCGUCUGGCCUCUCACAACCGUUGGUUGGUUCAGUGGAGGUCUUCCAGAUUAAAAGCAUCUUUGUCAUAGUCAAAUUCCAUUCUAGAUGUCAUCAUCACAUUUAUCUAUGUUUUCCUCAUUGUAAAUGAGUCCUUUUUGUAAAGCUAUAUAUAUUUACAUAUGUCGCGUGACAAAGAGGGACUCUUUUGUAUUCAGUCCUCUCUGACUCUGAGGCUCACACUCACUGCAAAAAUUCAGGGUUUGGGAAGGCAAUGGGGACUCGGCAAUUGGGGUUCUGAGUAUGUUAUGCUCUUUGUCAAAUUGGGUAUUUGUUAGUUUUUUCAAAUUCUAGAGAGGAGAGAGAGAGUAAAUAUGGUGACAUUUAAGGAAAUCUGGGCGAAGAAGACAUUGUUGGGUCUUGGGUUAGGGCAGUUCCUCUCUCUUCUGAUCACUUCUACUGGGUUUUCCUCAUCUGAACUUGCCAGAAGAGGAAUUAAUGCACCAACCUCGCAGACUUUUCUAAAUUAUGUGUUCUUGGCGAUAGUGUAUGGUGGCAUUUUACUGUAUCGGAGAAAAGCUCUCAAGGCAAAAUGGUAUUGCUACAUACUUCUUGGUUUGGUAGAUGUAGAGGGCAAUUAUCUUGUGCAUCCUAAAAUUAAACAAGAUGCUGCACUCAUUGUUUUUCUAAAUUUGGUGAAGGCAUAUCAGUACACAUCCUUAACAAGUGUUAUGCUGCUGGAUUGUUGGUCAAUACCGUCUGUCAUACUUCUCACUUGGUUUUUCUUAAAGACAAAAUACAGAUAUAGAAAAUUUGCUGGUGUUGCUAUCUGUGUUGCUGGUCUUGUUGUGAUUAUCUUUUCAGAUGUACACGCGAAAGAUCGGUCAGGAGGGAGCAGCCCACUUAAAGGGGACAUGCUUGUGAUUGCGGGGUCUACACUUUAUGCUAUCAGUAAUGUCAGUGAGGAGUUCUUUGUAAAAAGUGCUGAUAGGGUUGAACUCAUGGCAAUGCUCGGCAUUUUUGGUGCUAUUAUUAGUGCUUGCCAAAUAAGCAUACUUGAGCGUAAUGAGCUCAAAGCUAUCCACUGGUCUUCUGGGUCGGUGAUUCCUUUUAUUGGAUUUGCGGUGGCUAUGUUUCUGUUUUACUCAGGUGUCCCCCUCUUGCUGAAGAUCUGUGGUUCCACAAUGCUAAACCUGUCUUUGCUGACCUCAGAUAUGUGGACUGUUUUGAUUCGCAUCUUUGCAUACCAUGAGAAGGUUGACUGGAUGUACUUCGUAGCUUUUGCUGCUGUUGUCGUUGGGCUUGUUAUUUAUUCUGGGGGUGAUAAAGAAGAGGAUAAAAAACGUGCUGAUGUUGCUGAUGAAGAAGUUGAGCGAAGCAAGCAUGGCGAUGAGGAGUCUGGUUUGGGAAAUCAGAGUCAAAAAGCUAUAGCUGAGAGCUCAAAAACUGGAGAAAGCAAUUGAUGGGGUCAAGGAGUAGAAUUUUGCACCUAUUUUAGGCGAAGGCGUCAACCGAUAAUUUAGGAAUUUUUGUUUCAAUAAUAUUUUCUUGGGUAGUUAUUCAGUAAUCUCGGAGUAUGAACACGUAGUAUUUCAUAGUAUUAUGAUUGGUGGAGAAGGUGGGUAGGUGAGGUAUUGUGUUGGGGGAUUGGAGAACAUAAGGAGGCAUAUUGAAUGAUUAUUGUUUAGGGAGUUUAGACACGUGGUACGCCGGAAAUAUUGAAUAAUUUUCCUAUUUUCUUUCUGUCUUUAUAUUUCCUUAUGCUUGUGUACGCUGCAAUGAGAUGUCCAAUAAAUUUUUUAGAGCGUUUUUGAUAAUUGAGAAUUUUCAUGCA
Camellia sinensis is the source of this 1859-nucleotide messenger RNA. RefSeq lists its product as uncharacterized. Gene Ontology annotation, cellular component: membrane. The record is from RefSeq and is a predicted model, not a curated record. Gene Ontology annotation, biological process: transmembrane transport. NCBI's taxonomy places the organism in Eukaryota, Viridiplantae, Streptophyta, Magnoliopsida, Ericales, Theaceae. Gene Ontology annotation, molecular function: transmembrane transporter activity.